UUAACGAUCGUCGUUGUAUUCGGUGAAGUGGUUUGUUGUUUGUUAUCGUGACACACGAUAGACAUGCGUUAAUUCAGUUAACUUUUUAUAUAUAUAUUUAUUGUUUUCUUCCCGAUAUUUUUUAAGUGUGUGGCCCGAUAGAUAGUUUUAUUUAUUAAUGAUUGUUCAGAUUUAAAACUGAAAGUGAAUUUUAUACAAUAGUUUUUUUUGUGUGAUUUUAUAACAGAAAAAAUAAUAGUAAAUCCAUAACAAUGUUUGGACCAAGUUUAUUACCCUUGUUUAUAUUCGUAUUGUGUACAUUUCCUUUCGUGCACUUAAAACCAGAACCAAUACCGGAUCAACUCGGUAGUUAUUAUGAUAAUCUCCCCAACGAUGAAGCGUCCGAUGAAGGAGAUGAAUAUGAUUCGUAUGAUGACAACGAGGGUAUCAUAUCUCCAACCGAUGAUGAAAACGCAAAAAUUAUUAGUGUACCUAAAAGAAUUUCAGCUUUAGAAGGAGAUAAUGUUGAAUUUGAAUGCCAAACUGACAAACAAGGCUUGUCAUUUGUCGUACAAUGGUUUAAAGGGAAACAAUUGAUAUUCCAAGAUGAUUUGUUUGCAUUAAGUCGUGAUUUAAAAGGUCAUUAUCGUAAAUCUGAUAAUAAUACAUUAACAAUAUUAAAUGUAACAGCUGAAGAUAAAGGUGAUUAUAUUUGUCAAGUUAAAGCAGCAAAAGAUUUAACCAUAAAGCAUCAUUUAACUGUUAAAAUUCCACCAAAAAUCGUUCGGAUUUUACCAAAUGAUAAUUAUCAAGCCGUAUUAAAUGAUCGAUUAAACAUGGUUUGUGAGGCUACUGGCUCACCACCACCAAAAGUCAAUUGGGCAAAACAGGGUGAACGAUUACCACAACUAAAUAAACGAAACUCAAGUAUAAUUACAUUUGAAAAUAUUAAAUUACAUGAUGCUGGUACUUAUCAGUGUAUGGCUGAUAAUCAAGUUGGCGAUCCAGCUAUUUCACAAAUUACAAUUCGUGUUGCACAUAAACCACAGAUAGAAAUUGAAAAAUCUACAAUUAGUUCUGAAAAAGAUUAUACAUCAGUGUUAACAUGUAUUGCACGAGCAACUCCACCAGCUCUUACAGAGUGGUUUAAAGAUGGUAAAAGAAUUGAAACAAACGAAAAAUAUAACAUCAGUAAUCAAGGACACUAUCAUAUAUUGCAAAUAAAGAAAACUGAACAAUCAGAUUUUGGAAAAUACACAUGCGAAUCGAAAAAUGGUUUAGGUACAACAAAAAAAGUUAUUGAAUUGACAGCGUCACCAGUACCAAUUAAAUUUGAAGCAGAGCCGAAAGGUCAUAAAGCCAUUUUCAAAUGGUCAUUCCAAUCACUUGCUCCUAUUUUAUUAUAUGAUUUACAAGUCAAAUAUCCCAAUUCACAUUAUAUUGGAGUAUUUAAUGAUGAUUGUAAUCCUGGAAAAGAACCAGUUGGAAACAUUUACUCUGUACAAUGUGAGUAUGACGCUCCAGCAGUAGGGGAAUAUGAAGCAAAAGUUAGUGCAAAAAAUACUUAUGGAGAAUCUCAUUAUAAAAUCAUCAAGUUUAAAAUCGAUCCAGCACCGGAAAAUAUUUCUACUGGCUCUGGAAACAGUUUACAAACUACGUUUGUUUUAUAUUUAUUGGCAGCUGUAACAGUAAACUUGUAUUCAAAACUCUAACGUAUAAAUUUUAUACUUCCAUAAGAGAAUCCUCCUUAAAUACAAAAAAGUUAAUAAUAUUAGUGUAAAAAAAUACUAAUCUAUAAUUUCAAAUAUAGUAAUCAAUAAUAUUAAGGACUCACUCACUGUAAAUGAUCUUGUAACAGUUCGUCCUUACAAAGAUUGAUUACUAUACUUGAAUUGGAAAAUUAUUUUAAUAGACAAACCAAAGAUUCUUCUCACAAGUCAAAAGUUACAAAUAAGUUUGUAACAUUAAUUUUUUGUACACAUAAAAUAAGAACUAAACAAAAAAAUUACAUAAAAACUAUCCGCAAGGCAAAUAGUCUGGUAGAAUAAACCAUGGCGUAAAGAAAACACAAAAUCAGCCGGUGUGCAAGCUACGUAUAAUGAAAUGCGCAGAAUGAGACGAAUUGCGUACUCAAGAAGUAGCAUACUUUGCUUUCUUUACGCUUUAUUUAUAUAUUCAUGAAUUACCUUCGAUCCACAAAUCGUGAGAAAUCUAUGAUAUAAAAAUUUACACAAAGAUUACGUAAGUAAUUAUUUAUGGUAUAAUUUAAGUUAGCAUAAUCGAAUAAUGUGUACAAGUUCAGCUAUAAAACAAAAAUGCUAUAUUUAAGUUAAAAAUGCUUAGCUUUAAA
This is a messenger RNA of Chrysoperla carnea, 2329 nucleotides long. Its product is annotated as protein amalgam-like. Gene Ontology annotation, cellular component: plasma membrane; neuronal cell body; axon. The transcript has 6 exons. NCBI's taxonomy places the organism in Eukaryota, Metazoa, Arthropoda, Insecta, Neuroptera, Chrysopidae. The coding region runs from base 252 to 1691 and encodes 479 amino acids. Gene Ontology annotation, biological process: homophilic cell-cell adhesion; synapse organization. The record is from RefSeq and is a predicted model, not a curated record. Gene Ontology annotation, molecular function: axon guidance receptor activity.